AUGCCGGCCAGGACGCUGCCUACAUUUACUCGCGCAGAGGUCGAGGCGCACAGCUCUGCCUCCUCGUGCUAUGUUACCAUUGGAUCCAAGGUCUACGAUGUGACAGACUUUGUCGACGACCACCCUGGUGGCGGCAGCUUGAUCAUUGACUAUGCUGGCAAGGAUGUCGAGGAGAUACUGAAGGACCCCACGUCGCACCCUCACUCCGAGGCUGCGUACGAGGUGCUUGACGACUCACUCGUCGGCUUUGUCGUCAACGAGAAGUCGCCCGCCACGAAUGGCUCUGCCAAACCUGCCAACGGGACCGCAACCUCAAAAGAUGCCAAUUACGUCCACCCGCGAACCGGCAUGUCGUGCGAGGAAGACCUUAGCAAGGACACCGACUACACCCAUGAUUUCAAGAAGCACAAGUUUUUGGACCUAAGCAGGCCUCUGUUCCUGCAGGUUUGGAACGGCGGCUUCAGCAAAGCCUUCUAUUUGGACCAAGUUCAUCGCCCUCGUCACUACAAGGGUGGCGAAUCAGCGCCUCUCUUCGGCAACUUCCUAGAGCCGCUCACCAAGACCCCCUGGUGGAUUGUCCCGUCGCUGUGGCUGCCCUUUGUCGCAUACGGUACUUAUAUCGCUAGCCAGGGGCUUCAUAAUCCAUUUGUCCUGGGUGGCUACUGGGUAUUCGGUGUCUUUUUCUGGACCUUUGUAGAAUACUGUCUACACCGAUUCCUAUUCCACUUGGAUGACUACCUCCCGGACAACCGCGUUUUCAUCACAUUGCACUUUUUGCUCCAUGGAAUCCAUCACUAUCUCCCAAUGGACAAGUAUCGAUUGGUUAUGCCUCCUGCUCUGUUUGUCAUCCUGGCCUCUCCAUUCUGGAAGCUGGCCCACGCCAUCUUCUUCUACAAUUGGCAUGCGGGCACUGCUGUUUACUGUGGCGGCAUUUUUGGCUACAUCUGCUACGACCUAACACACUACUUCCUGCAUCACACGAACCUGCCCCUGUGGUACAAGCAGCUAAAGAAGUACCAUCUUGCCCAUCACUUUCUCGACUAUGAACUGGGCUUUGGCGUCACCAGCAAGUUCUGGGAUCAAAUUUUUGGCACGGAGCUACAAACCUCCAUCAAGACCAAGUAA
Molecule: messenger RNA, 1125 nt
Organism: Metarhizium brunneum ARSEF 3297
Lineage: Eukaryota; Fungi; Ascomycota; Sordariomycetes; Hypocreales; Clavicipitaceae
Gene: SCS7
Product: Ceramide very long chain fatty acid hydroxylase SCS7
Biological process (GO): fatty acid metabolic process; lipid biosynthetic process
Cellular component (GO): endoplasmic reticulum; membrane
Molecular function (GO): heme binding; fatty acid 2-hydroxylase activity; iron ion binding
Source: RefSeq, a predicted model, not a curated record